Fusarium odoratissimum NRRL 54006 is the source of this 900-nucleotide messenger RNA. RefSeq lists its product as uncharacterized. The transcript has 7 exons. Bases 132 to 770 code for a protein of 212 amino acids. NCBI's taxonomy places the organism in Eukaryota, Fungi, Ascomycota, Sordariomycetes, Hypocreales, Nectriaceae. The record is from RefSeq and is a predicted model, not a curated record.
CCGCACUCGCAUAAGACAAAUCGAAGUAUUUUUGAGAUUCAAACGUUGUUCAAUCGACAGGACUUUGUUGAAAUAGCUUGCGUCUUUUAUCUCUCAAAGUAGCCAGCCUCAAGUCUUGUCUUAUAACCACAAUGCCAAUUCGCAUGAAACGCUUGAGUCGAAGUGAUCCAAACUACAAGGAUCAUGAGUUCAAGUUCUAUCAUUCAUGGUGCCACGAUGAGAAAAGUGCCAAGGUCAAGUCAAUCUACCUAGCCAGUCGAGACGACAUCGACAAGUCUUAUCGGGGACAGCGCUUUUUCACAUAUCUGAAUGGUGGGAGUUAUAAGAGGUUGUAUCAUGGUACCUCGCGUGCAUGUCACAUUGGAGAGUCGGGCAAUGAUCUGAAGCUCUGCCACGACGAUGAUUGUGGCACAUGCGGCAUUCUCAGGCAAUCAUUCAAACUGAAAUAUGCCGAUGACGAGGGAAUGUUUGGUCCCGGCAUUUACUCUACACCGAAUUCUUCAAAAGCAGACGUCUACGUGAAGAACCACUAUGUCAGCUCAAACCUCCACGCUAUGCUUAUUUGCUACGUCGUGGCGAGCAAACCUCAGCGCAAAUUGCUAGCAGACCACGACAUCACCAGGCCCUCUCGUGGCUUCAACUGUGUCGAGGGCAUUACUAUCAAUAACGGGGGGUCGCUUCAAUACCCAGAGUUUGUUGUGUAUCGGGAGGAUGCAAUUGUUCCAGUUGGACUCAUCAUGUAUACUCGGAAGGGUUGGGAGCCAUUAUGAUUGGGAAUCAGGCAAUGCUGUGCUUAGGUGUGCUACCUGUCCAGACCCUUUAUAAGAUUAAUAAAAUAGCAAUUGAAGGUGCGACGCGGCUUCUACAGAUUAAAGCUUAAUAACGAGUCAUUCGCCAUGA